Pistacia vera is the source of this 963-nucleotide messenger RNA. RefSeq names its product carbonic anhydrase 2-like. Gene Ontology annotation, biological process: carbon utilization. The transcript has 9 exons. The coding region runs from base 67 to 777 and encodes 236 amino acids. The record is from RefSeq and is a predicted model, not a curated record. Lineage: Eukaryota; Viridiplantae; Streptophyta; Magnoliopsida; Sapindales; Anacardiaceae. Gene Ontology annotation, molecular function: carbonate dehydratase activity; zinc ion binding.
ACCAUCCAAUAUCUCCUUCAACUUCGAAACUAAAAUCCUUUGCUACAAAAAGAGAUAUAUAUUCAUAUGGCUAAGCAUUCCAAGGAUCUUAUUGGAGGGCUGAAGAAACUUCUCAGGGAGAAAGACCAGGAUGACAGCCAAUCUGAUCCAGUAGAAAGGAUUAUAAAGGGGUUCCUUCGUUUCAAGACCUACAAAUUUGACAAAAACCCGGAAUAUUUUCAGCAACUUGCCAAAGCCCAACAUCCUAAGUUUCUAGUAUUUGCGUGCUCAGACUCUCGUGUAUGCCCCUCUCAUGUCUUAGAUUUUCAACCAGGGGAAGCCUUCAUGGUCCGCAAUAUCGCUAACCUGGUUCCUGCAUUUAACCAGUCAAGAUACUCAGACGUUGGUGCAACCAUUGAAUAUGCUGUUUCCCAUCUUGAGGUUCAAAAUAUAUUGGUGAUUGGACAUAGUCGCUGUGGUGGGAUAGACAGGCUUAUGACUUAUCCAGAGGAUGGUUCUGCUCCUUUUGAUUUUGUUGACGAUUGGAUGAGAAUUGCAUUACCUGCUAAGGCCAAGGUCAAAGCAAAGUAUGGCCACCUACCAAUUCAAGAACAAAAAGCAAUAUGUGAAAGGGAAUGUGUAAAUUUGUCACUGGUGAACCUGCUAAGUUAUCCAUAUGUUAGAAAGGGUGUGGCGAAGAAAACUAUAGCAUUGAGAGGAGGAUACUACAAUUUUGUUACUGGAAGUUUUGAGGUUUGGCAGUUCAACGCAGAGAUCACUCCUCCGAUCGUCAUUUGAUCAUCAACUUCCCGCCCUCUGUCAUUUUAUUUGUUUUGGGGGUCAUGAUGAUGCUAAUGAUCCCUUGUUUUAGUUCAAAGUUUGUUUUGCUUUUGGCUUUUAUGAGUGAUCAUUUGUAGACGAUGAAUUAGAGCACUUCCUUACAGGCUCUGGUUCUGGUUUGAAUUUGAUCAUCAAAUCUUUUGG